Messenger RNA from Paralichthys olivaceus (Japanese flounder), 4826 nucleotides. Lineage: Eukaryota; Metazoa; Chordata; Actinopteri; Pleuronectiformes; Paralichthyidae. The record is from RefSeq and is a predicted model, not a curated record.
AGAAGUGGGUAGAGAUCCACCACUUCCUCUGGACCUGCUUGGAACUGAAGGAUCCUGUGUCUGCAGUGAAAGCUCCAGAGAUUUGAGAGAACCAAAGUGGAGCGAACAGCAGUCACCGUAGCACUGCUGCUCAUCGCCCUGGAACCAGGAUGCAUUAUCCUGUUGGAGCAGAAACUGAAGGCCAAAGACAUUGUUGAGUGUGGAUCAGCCCCCUGCAGCAGAUGAUGUUUGAUGACUGCUCAGGAGGAAGGCUGUAGGUGACAUUGACUCUGUAAGUGUGAAGUUUCGGAGGAGCAAAGUGAGACAAGUCAUGGCUGAUGGAAGUGCAGCUGAGUGGUGAACCCUUCAGUCCGCGCGGGCAGCCCAGAGAUGACCACCAUGUCAAUGGAGCCUGUCGGAGUCCUCGUUGAAAGGGGCGCCAAUGCCACUGCCCCCCCUCUGAACUCACACGAGGACACAGCAGCCACCUUUACCAUUGGCACCAUUCUCUCCAUCAUGUGCCUCGUUGGAGUGUCAGGGAACAUCUACACCCUGGUGGUCAUGUGCCAUUCCAUGAGGACUGCAGCCUCUAUGUACAUUUACAUCAUCAAUUUAGCUUUGGCCGAUCUGCUGUAUCUUCUCACCAUUCCCUUCGUGGUCUGCACACACUUCCUGAAGGGAUGGUACUUCGGGAACACCGGGUGUCGCAUUCUGAUCAGCAUGGACUUCAUGACCAUGCAUGCCAGCAUCUUCACACUGACGAUCAUGAGCACAGAACGCUACUUUGCAGUGCUCAAGCCGCUCGACACGGUCAAGCGGUCUAAAAGUUACCGGAAGGCCAUCGCUCUGCUGGUGUGGGUAGCUUCUUUCAUCCUGGCCCUACCAAUGAUUGUGAGCAUUCAGCUAAUGACAGUGGAGAAGAAAUCCAUGUGUCGGCCCACCUUGUCCCCACUCUCCUACAAGGCUUACAUCUCCGUCCUGUUUUGCACCAGCAUCGUCGCUCCAGGACUGAUCAUUGGCUAUCUCUACACCCAGCUUGCGCGCACGUAUUGGGUUUCACAGACAGAGACCUUCAAACAGACCAAGAAACUUCCCAACCAAAAGGUGCUGUACCUGAUCUUCACAAUCGUGCUUCUCUUCUGGGCAUGCUUCUUGCCAUUUUGGAUCUGGCAGCUGCUUGGUCAGUUCCACCCGUCGCUGACCCUCUCCACCAAAGCCAAAAGCAACAUCAACUACCUGACCACGUGUCUGACGUACUCCAACAGCUGCAUUAACCCUUUCCUCUACACACUGCUCACCAAGAACUACAAGGAGUACCUGAAGAAGCACAAGCGCUCCUGGACGGCAGGCAGUUACUUCAACCGGAGGAGUCGUUUUCAGCGCUCUCCUCGCAGGUCUCCAUCUUCCAGCAGUCAGCAGUGUACUGAGAGCUUCAUGCUCUCACAUACAGCCUCCCUGCGAGCUCAUAACAGCAGUUUGUGAGGUAGGAGCAGCUUUCAUUCACUGACAUUUGAGAUUUUCUGAGGUCAUGCGAAAAUUAAAAGAAUUCAUCCUGAGUAUUUCCUGAAACAUACCGUGGUGCUGCACCAAUUUCCUGUAUUUUUCCAUCCUUAUACUAACAAUUAUGCAUCAGAAGCCUAUGAGCCAGUGUUGUUGUUGGAGGUUUCUAUCAGAGGAAAGCCUUGUGUUGGGUUAUGUGACUACAGAUGGCAUUGAUUUGUGUCUCUGUGAAAACAGGUCUGUUUAGGAUUCCCACUACCUGGUAUGCAGUAUAACAUGUGGAGCAAGUGCCUCUUGAUUUUUCUGUAUGGGACUGGGUGAGCUUUGUGGAACAUGUUCAAAAAUAAUAAAUAUUCACAAGCAUGGGACAUUUUGAAUGUUCGGAAGGGAAACUUUUGUGCCAUUGGGUUUCUGAGAUGUAUCUACUUCGUCAAGGGGUUCCAAGCAUGAAUAAGUCAAACUCAUAUUACAUAAGGCCCGGUCAUAGAGUUCCACUUAAUAAAUAAGAAAUUAAAUAUCUUCUAUCUUUGUCACUCCUGCGUUCAUACAGGCACAUAUUACACUAUAUACGUUUAUUUAAGUCUUUUCAGGAAUUUAACUGAAUAGUCUUCUUUUGGGCCCAGUACAAUAGUACAAUUUCUUUCAUGUCAAAACUGCAUCAGUUGUAGUAUAUAUAUUAAAUAUUCAGUCUGUGUCAGAAUGAAUAUUCUUUAAAAUGAAAUUUUCAUUGCUCUUUAAAUGUUUCUCGCCAUUAUAUCUUAUCUACAACUAAGCGAGCAGAGACGUUUAAAUGAAUAAAAAGAAAUUCCCUGCAAGUAAAGGAUCAAUGGUUGGAAUAUUUAGCUAAAAAUUAUGGAUAAGUGUUGAAAUAGUCGGAGGUUAAUGUUUUCUCACACAUGUUUCUAAAAAUAGAACACAUGGAGAACCUCAGCAACAAGAGAUUGUUUUGUCAAAUUAAUUCAUGACAAGCAAAAUUUUGGAAAUAUUUGCUAAAAUCAUUUAGUUUAGAUCAUAAGCAUAGACCUCUUGUUCAAUUCCUUGAAAAUGUUCUAAUCAUGAAUGACCUCUUAACCUAAAUUAAAUAUGCAUCAAUUACUGUUUAUUAAAGUGCACCUACUGUCUUUUUGAAUUAUUAAACAUUACAGAUGAUUCCUAUUUACAAAGAUAAGAAAAUGCAUUAUUCAUGAGGUGCUUCAUUCUACAUGCACACUAUCAAAAUUUGCAAUUAUGUAGCAAUUCAAACUUUUUCUAGCCUUACUCUCUCAAUUGUGUUGUGUUACCUAUAUUUUAUUUCCUCAAGUGACUAAAAUAUUCUAUUUCAAUUUAAUUUAUUUUUAUUUUAGAUUGCCUCAAGGACCCGUCUUAAGGUUUUCUUUCCUCCUGUUUUCCCCACAACAUUCUACCUUUUGGUUUCUCACUAAUCCUGUUUCUUUAAACUUUAAGGACUGAUUGAUGGCUCUUGUUUGGAACCUGUAUCAAGUUUGAAUAUUUGUCAGCGAUGUAUCAUCACCAGGUGUCCCACUUUUUGCAAUAUCAUUUAUGGGGGGAUAUUUAUGUAUGUGUGACAGUCUGCACGACUCACACAGACAUCUUACACUUUGGUCGCAUAUUUUUGCUAAAUUAUAGUGGAACUGAUGGGGACGGAGGGAGAAGAGCAGGGCGAAGGGCAAAGCACGGGUUGGGUGACAGGAUACACACACACACACACACACACACACACACACACACNCACACACACACACACACACACACUUGCCACUAACUUUCCACUUGGUUUGGUAGCAUAGCCAUAUAAAUGCCACAUAGUUAGAAGCCAGCUGAGACACACGGCACAUUUGAUUUAUAGUUCUUCUUCAGGUGCCAACAUCUGCUCAACUAAUACUUUACCAAAUAUUUUAACAAUUUGGAUCAUAACUAAAUCCAGACUGGAAAUUUACUGCAGUUUAGUUUGAUUAUAUAUUUCUCAGGGUAAUUAUACAUGAAUAAACAUCAUUAUGUCAGAAUCUGCGUAAAAGGUGAGUUGCUGCACCAACUUACACACACUCUAUUAGUUCCCUAUAAACAUGCCUUAUACUUUCAUCAAGAUCCUCAAAUCAUUUCCUGGUAAAAGGAAGAAAAGAGGAAAGAAUGAAAAUGUUUAAAAACAACCACAUCCUAAUACUUACCACCAUGUUUUGUGGAAAUCUGUGAAGCAGUUUUUGUGUAGUCUUGCUUAUAACCAAACCAACCACCAAUAUAUGGAUAGGGGUGAAAACAUAUCCUCAUUGGGAGAGGUAACAAAUAUAAUAACAGGACAACAGGAGCAGGGUAGGUCAGGCAGCGGAGCAGUGUCACAACAUGCAAAUAGUAUAUUGACUGACAUUUUUAGACAACAAGAGUUUACAAGUGAUAGUGCUGAAAGAUUUAGUGGUCUGAUAGCAAUGUUCUUCACUGUAUGUGAUUGCUUAAGUCCCUGAUGUGCGCUGGUUCAGCAGUCCAUUUAUGUGCUGCUUUAACUGAAAAGGCAGAUUGAUUAAAAGCAGCGGGGUAAUGCCAUUUCCUAUUGUGGCUCAUCUUGUCAUUUCAUUUGUAUUUAUUUGUUGCUUCACAAAGAGUCUCAGCCCAGAGGAAGCAUGCCAGCAACAAAAUACAUGUAUCAGGUUCUCUCAGGUUAAAAAAAUAUUAUAUUUUUCCAGAUGUUUCAGUGCUGAGAACUAUUCAAUUUCUUACCAUUGGUUUUUAUGGUUUGUUGAAAUAAGUGGUCUGUUAAGGUUGAACUACUGCUUGUGACCAGCUUGUUAAACGGUGGGUUGGGUGCAAUAGGAUUCUAGAAUAAAUAUUAAUUCUAGCAGCAGUGUAAUACAUUAUGAAUAUGAAACUGAUUGUGAAUCUGAAAUUUGCUAAAUUAUUCUUGACCCCUGAGAUUUUAAGUCCUAACAGACCCAAGGUAUUUUAAUUCUUUGACAAUUUCUAAUCCCCAAACUAGACAAUUUUUUUUUUUUAUUCAUCCCACAAAGAAUAAAAAUCCAAUCUUGUUCAUAACUUUGUACUGAGCUUAAGCUAUACCGGUAGUGCUUCACCCUUGAUUACAGUGUGGUGUGUGUCCAGGCUGUUUGUAGAGAGAGUAACAGUGAGUCAUACAUUACCACUGUCUGCCUUGGAAUACAAUGUGCUCAGUGACACCUCCCAUAAUUCACAGGGGCAGAGAAUAUGGCUCCAUAUUUUUCCAGCACACAUGGAGACAAACAUGGGACGCAGAGGUAGGAGUGUCUCUGAUACACUCAACACCACUGCCAAACUCAGUCCAACAUAUUGUGUGUUUCAGUGACAACCUUUAUUUUUCAAGUGUUGGGCAGCAAUGUAUUAUG